AUGAAGGUCUUUCAAAAAUUUGCUGUUUCGUUCAUCGUUUUCGUGCUGAGCGAGUGCUCAAAGGAAGCUGUCUUUCGGAGAAAUAAGCAAAAAUACUUGGCGAAUCAUGUCAUCGAAACAAAACAAGCAACGUCCGAGUUUGAAUGUGGUUUGCUUUGCGAUCGUCAUUCAUUGUGUACGUCAGCCAACUACAAAACUUCUGGUAAAGAUAAAGGUCGAUGUGAACUCAACAAUAAGACAAUACAAGCAACAACCGAUGAUGAUGAACAAACAAAGCUUGGAUUCAACCAUCUUGUGAUAAUUAAACCAAACCCUGCCACAUCAAGCUGUCCGACACAACAAUCAUUCACAAAUACGUCUUUAACAUGCUCUAAUGCGGACUGGAGGCAAAGUUUUGAGAGCGAGGGCUUCUCAAAAUGUGGCGCACGAAAUCUCUUUAUCACAGGAUUUUAUCGAAGUCCGUCCAACCAUAACAAGCAUCCCAUCAGUUUACUUGAAGAAGCAAGAUGUUGCAUGUCGUCUCCUGCGUACAGCGGUCAGAAUAGUCAGUGUAACAGGACGAGUUUCAAUGGUUCUUUCAGAACAGAUGACAAAUGGAGUGUUUGUCCAGUGGGGUACUUUCUGAACGGGUUAAGACGCAGUAAUGACACAAAAUUACGUGCCAUCACAGGAGCUCUUUGCUGCAAACCUGAAAAUCAUCCUGACAAGUAUGGAUCGUGUUAUGAUGAAGAUGUUGGAUCAUCUUUUGAUCAAGAAGGAUGGUCAAACUGUUCCAAGGCUGGUUAUUACAUCACUGGUCUUUAUCGCGGAUCUGGUCAUUGGCUGAACAACAUCGAUAAAUUUCGAUGCUGUCAAAACGCUAAAAAAUAUCGAUAGAUUGCUUCGCUCUUUCGCGUCAAUUGACAAAUUUUUAAUUGUUAUUAUAAUAUAAGUGUGGCAU
Dendronephthya gigantea is the source of this 940-nucleotide messenger RNA. RefSeq lists its product as uncharacterized. The record is from RefSeq and is a predicted model, not a curated record. NCBI's taxonomy places the organism in Eukaryota, Metazoa, Cnidaria, Anthozoa, Malacalcyonacea, Nephtheidae. The coding region runs from base 1 to 876 and encodes 291 amino acids. The transcript is spliced from 4 exons.